AUGGACGCUGUAGACAAGACCGACAUCAUCCUCGCGCUCUCGCACACCCCGACCGAGGACUACAUGGCGCAAAUGGUCGCACGGACCAAGACGCACGAGUUCCGCAAGCUGCGCUACCCGGACACGGUGCGCCGCAUGUGGUUCUACGAGACGGCGCCCAUGAGCGCCAUCACGCAUGUGUGCGAGUUCGUGCUGGGUUCUGCGCGCCCCGCGGCAUCCGAGCCGACGACGGCGUGGCAUCUCCCCACGGGCGGGAUUGGGAACGCCGAGUUCAACAGCUACCACCCCGACUGGGAGCGCUACAACUUCGCGUACGAGAUCAAGUCGGUCACCCGCCUCCGCGUGCCCGUUACGCUCGCGACGUUGAAGGAGGAGUACGGGUUCAAGAGCGCGCCGCGGGGCAUGGUGUAUGUGCCCUCUCAGUUGAAGGCCGACGUGCAGCUCGACAAGCAGGAGUGGCUGUGGUGA
Vanrija pseudolonga is the source of this 468-nucleotide messenger RNA. RefSeq lists its product as uncharacterized. The coding region runs from base 1 to 468 and encodes 155 amino acids. The record is from RefSeq and is a predicted model, not a curated record. Lineage: Eukaryota; Fungi; Basidiomycota; Tremellomycetes; Trichosporonales; Trichosporonaceae. The transcript has a single exon.